UAGUAAUAACUUAGCUUUCGGCAAGUAAACAUGUUGAACUCUAAAGUUGCAUUUUUGUUUCUUAUUUUAAACAUUUUUAUUGUUAAUAUCAAUGCAGCUACAUGGUUUUAUGAGAACACAAAUAAAACAGUCUGUGAUGUCACUGGAAAGUGUGAAGACUAUUGUAAUGUCGAUGGACAGCUGAUUAAACCCGGCGAAUCAUUCAAGACAAAGGAUUGUUCAGAAAUUAUCUGUUCAAAAGAUUUCACAGCUCGUGGCGUUACUUGCGGUAUUGCAAUUGAAGAUGGAUGCAAAAUGGAACCAGAUUUCACAUUAGAAUAUCCAGAUUGUUGUUAUAAAAUCUGUGGAGAGAAAGUUGAAUAAAAAAAGAGAAUUUCUGAAUCUUU
This is a messenger RNA of Chironomus riparius, 386 nucleotides long. NCBI's taxonomy places the organism in Eukaryota, Metazoa, Arthropoda, Insecta, Diptera, Chironomidae. The record is from the annotation of a GenBank genome assembly.